Temnothorax curvispinosus is the source of this 1209-nucleotide messenger RNA. RefSeq names its product aldose 1-epimerase-like. Gene Ontology annotation, molecular function: aldose 1-epimerase activity; carbohydrate binding. Bases 1 to 1209 code for a protein of 402 amino acids. The record is from RefSeq and is a predicted model, not a curated record. Gene Ontology annotation, biological process: glucose metabolic process; beta-D-galactose catabolic process via UDP-galactose, Leloir pathway. NCBI's taxonomy places the organism in Eukaryota, Metazoa, Arthropoda, Insecta, Hymenoptera, Formicidae. The transcript has 7 exons.
AUGUCUUUCGGGGAUACUUUGAUUGAAGAGGACGGCUUUGGAUUUGUGCCAAGGCCACUUGGUAUUAUAUCGGAGAAAUCACGCGAGAUCGUCAGAAGGUACACUUUGACGAAUAAACAUAAAGCGAUUGUGCGUCUGAUAUCAUGGGGUGCUAGUAUUCAGUCAAUCAAAGUUCCCAAUCGUGAUGGUAAACUGACCGACGUUGUUCUAGGAUUCGAUGAUAUGGAUGGAUAUUUGAAGAACAGAUACAUGGGAAGCAUCAUCGGUCGCGUUGCCAAUUGCGUUUCCGGCGGUUCGAUGCAUCUCGACAACGUAAUUUAUCCUUUGUCGAUUAACGACGGGGCUGCAAAGGAUUGUUUCAAUGGCGGUACAGUUGCGUUUGACAAUGCUAAUUGGCAGUCGCAGAUAGUGAACAAUCGAGUGGUGAUGUCGCAUUUGAGCCGAAGCCACAGCCAGGGAUAUCCCGGUGAUGUGUUAACGCAAAUUAAGUACACUUGGACGGACGAUAACCAACUUCACAUUAACAUCCGUGCCACCAGCACAAGCUCCACUCCUGUCAACAUUACUAAUUACUGUUUAUUCAAUCUCGCCGGACAUGGUACAGGCUCGAAGGAGUUAAAGAAACACGUUCUCACGGUCAAUGCCGACAGCUGGAUUUUCAUGGACGUCAAGAAUAACUUACCGACCAGCAUUGCAUGUCCGGUGGAUGGUACGUUGUACGAACUGCGUUUACCGGUACAGUUGAACCAACGUCGAUUAUUCGAUGUACCGGGUGGCGGUUACAAUCACAAUUUGUGCGUCAACAGUCCCAGCUGCUGGUGUUACCGUUUCCACGCUCGAAUUUUACAUCCUGCUUCCGGACGAUUUUUGGAAGUUUACUCGAAUCAUCCUGGAUUGCAAGUCUAUACGGGAAAUAUGCUGCCGCAUCAACGCGUUUAUCUUCCUGAUCUGGAAGAUCACGAAUGGGGAGGCUGUGAAAAUGUGCAUAUUAAUUCCUUGAAAUCGUCGAAGGAAAUCGCGAAAGGAAAAAAAACGGAAGUUUACGGCAAAGGAGGCGUUUCUUAUCGACGUCAUGGCGGAUUUGCUUUAUCGCCCCGAAAUUAUUCCAAUACUGUUAACGUCGGACACUUUCCAUCCUGCAUGCUGUAUCCUGGGAAAAUUUAUAUGCAUGACAUGACAUACAAGUUUGGAGUGCUUUCCGAAGAUUAA